AUGGGUGAAGAAGACGCCGCGACGGCGGAUCAGAACAGUUCAGGUGGUGGCAAAGAUUCUCUCCUCCGUAAUCGCCGUUCGUCGACAUUGCCUCCACCGCAACAGCUAUCUUCUAAAGUGCUUACAUUGCCUACCGUAUUAACCCUUGGCCGAGUAGCUGCCGUUCCGAUUCUCGUCGCAACCUUUUACGUUGAUUGCUGGUGGGGGAAAACUGCCACAACAAGUAUUUUUAUUGCAGCAGCCAUUACAGAUUGGCUUGAUGGGUAUAUCGCCCGGAAGAUGAGACUAGGUUCUGCGUUUGGUGCAUUUUUGGAUCCAGUGGCAGAUAAGCUUAUGGUAGCAGCAACAUUGAUUUUGCUGUGCACUAAACCCAUGGACGCCAUUGUCUUAGGACCAGCCCCAUGGUUAGUGACGGUACCUUCAAUUGCCAUUAUUGGUAGAGAGAUUACUAUGUCUGCAGUAAGAGAAUGGGCUGCAUCUCAAAACGGCAAGCUUUCAGAGGCUGUUGCUGUGAAUAGCUUGGGGAAGUGGAAAACGGCAACGCAGAUGAUAGCGCUAACGAUACUUCUUGCAAGCCGGGAUAGCAGUUUUGAGAGACUAUUACCGUCGGGUAUUGGGUUGCUAUAUGUAUCUGCAGGGCUCUCUAUAUGGUCUUUGGUUGUUUAUAUGAAGAACAUAUGGAGAGUACUGCUAAAGCAGAAGUAG
Microthlaspi erraticum is the source of this 705-nucleotide messenger RNA. NCBI's taxonomy places the organism in Eukaryota, Viridiplantae, Streptophyta, Magnoliopsida, Brassicales, Brassicaceae. The record is from the annotation of a GenBank genome assembly.